Molecule: messenger RNA, 201 nt
Organism: Rotaria sordida
Lineage: Eukaryota; Metazoa; Rotifera; Eurotatoria; Philodinida; Philodinidae
Source: the annotation of a GenBank genome assembly
AUGCCACCGAAAGGAAAGACAGCUGAAGAAAAACAACAUCAAGCUCAUUUGGAUAAUCAUGCUAACCAACUAAGUCCAAACAAUAAAUUCUUUCGUCCAAAACAUGAGCCGGAAGGUUGGAAGGUGAAUGAAGCAGCUAUGAAACUUCGUGCAAGACAAUUGAAUCCUAAUGAUCCAAUUUAUAAAGCACCAAAAAAAUAA